Molecule: messenger RNA, 648 nt
Organism: Diuraphis noxia (Russian wheat aphid)
Lineage: Eukaryota; Metazoa; Arthropoda; Insecta; Hemiptera; Aphididae
Source: RefSeq, a predicted model, not a curated record
AUGUCCAUCGACAUAUACAAGUUGGCCUUGCUGGUAUUGGUCAAGAUCGGUUUGGCCAAGCUCAAGGUGCUCACAGUGAUCAAGUUCCUCGUCUUCCUGUGGGUCAAGUUGAAGCUGUUGGUGGUGCUAAAGGGAUUCUUGUUCGCCAAGUUCACCAUUAUUUGCAAGCUUAUGAGGCUGCUCCUGUUACCCAUGUUGCCCAACCUGCUGACCUAUCUCCAGAAUUUGGCCAUGAUGCAGCCAAACCCCGGGAUGCCCCCACCACCCAUGAGCGGAAUGGCUAAUACCGCAAUCCAGUUGCGUAACGACAGCAUCACCGACUCAGUACUCAGGAGGAGCACAACCGGUCUGGACACGCUGGGUGCGGCUGGAAAUUUAUUACAGUUUGUGGCCUUCGUGCAAUCGGCCAAGUGCGUGGAGAAGACAGCCUGUCUUGUGUCCGGCACCAAAUCACCGAGUCUACAAUCCAUAUUGACGAACUGGAUCUUAUCACCGUUAGUGAAUUAUAUUCCAAACAGAAAGUUAAAGUUGUAUUUGUCAACAUUGAAGGAAGUUUCAGACUAUCGCUUAAAAAACAUUUUCAAUAAGCCGUCAACAGUAGAAUGGUUUAAAUGGUGCGAUGAACGAUAUUAUUGUGAUGAUGAAGAA